GUGAAAAUGUUUCCUGUUUCUGAUCAAAUCGCUCGCCGGAAUGUGUGGGUUAAUGGUCCGGUCAUCGUCGGUGCCGGACCUUCUGGACUAGCUGUUGGUGCCUGUCUCAAAGAGCAAGGUGUACCCUUUGUAGUCCUUGAAAGAUCAGACUGCAUUGCCUCACUGUGGCAAAAACGCACCUAUGAUCGCCUCAAACUUCACCUUCCUAAGCAAUUCUGUCAACUCCCUAAACUCCCAUUCCCAGAAGACUUCCCUGAGUAUCCAACCAAGAACCAAUUCAUUGACUAUCUUGAAUCCUAUUCCAAGAAAUUUGAAAUCAACCCAAGAUUCAAUGAGUGUGUUCAGUCAGCUAAGUAUGAUGAGACUAGUGGGUUGUGGCGUGUUAAGACAGUCUCCACCACCAGCCACAGCACCGGCCGCACUGAGGUUGAGUACAUUUGCCGGUGGUUGGUGGUGGCUACAGGGGAAAAUGCAGAGUGUGUGACACCUGAAAUUGAAGGCAUUUCUGAGUUUGGUGGUGAUGUUGUCCAUGCCUGCCAAUACAAGUCAGGGGAGGAUUACAGAGGAAAGCGAGUACUAGUCGUCGGCUGUGGCAAUUCCGGCAUGGAAGUCAGUCUUGAUCUUUGCAAUCACAAUGCUCAACCAUCCAUGGUGGUUCGCAGCUCGGUUCAUGUAUUGCCAAGGGAAAUUCUUGGGAAAUCUACAUAUGGAUUGAUAGUUAUGCUGAUGAAAUGGUUGCCACUUUGGCUAGCAGACAAGCUAUUGCUAAUAAUGGCAUGGUUUGUGCUUGGGAAAAUUGAGAAAUAUGGACUGAAAAGGCCAAAAAUGGGUCCUUUAGAGCUCAAGAAUGCUGAAGGAAAAACCCCUGUUUUGGACAUUGGUGCAUUACAGAAGAUCAAAUCUGGUGAUAUAAAAGUUGUCCCUGGAGUCAAAAGGUUCUCAUUUGGUAGAGUUGAGCUUGUUAAUGGACAAAAUAUUGAAGUUGAUGCUGUAGUUUUUGCUACUGGAUAUCGAAGCAAUGUUCCUUCUUGGCUGCAGGAUAGUGAAUUUUUCUCUAAGAAUGGAUUCCCAAAGGCUCCAUUCCCAAAUGGGUGGAAAGGCAAAGCUGGGCUUUAUGCAGUUGGGUUCACAAAGAGAGGGCUCUCUGGUGCUUCCUUUGAUGCUAUGAAAAUAGCACAAGAUAUUGGUAAAGUAUGGAAAGAAGAAACAAAGCAGACAAAGAAGACACUUGCUUGCCAUAGGAGAUGCACUUCACAGUUCUGAUCUUGCAUUACUUCUAAUCCCACCUGAAGAUUCACCACCAUUUUUUUGUUUUGUUUUUUCUGGGUCGUCAACCA
Messenger RNA from Telopea speciosissima, 1337 nucleotides. Its product is annotated as probable indole-3-pyruvate monooxygenase YUCCA5. Gene Ontology annotation, molecular function: flavin adenine dinucleotide binding; NADP binding; N,N-dimethylaniline monooxygenase activity. The transcript has 3 exons. Lineage: Eukaryota; Viridiplantae; Streptophyta; Magnoliopsida; Proteales; Proteaceae. The coding region runs from base 7 to 1263 and encodes 418 amino acids. The record is from RefSeq and is a predicted model, not a curated record. Gene Ontology annotation, biological process: auxin biosynthetic process.